Messenger RNA from Mycena citricolor, 510 nucleotides. The record is from the annotation of a GenBank genome assembly. NCBI's taxonomy places the organism in Eukaryota, Fungi, Basidiomycota, Agaricomycetes, Agaricales, Mycenaceae.
GUGAGGUUGACCGCUGGCCGGCUCCGAGGCGCGUGUUUGUGUCCAUGCCGGGGAUCGAUCGGCCGCGAGCGAGUAGAGGUGCACGUGGCCUUCUGCAGCCCAGCCAUACAUCGCAUGUUAGCCCGAGCACCGGGGGGCUUACCCAGUGGGUACGUAGGCGACUGCGGUACUCAAGUCGGUAUUGCCCCCCGUGAGGGUGGCGCGCCUGCAAAAGAGGAGCAGUACACACUCGACGGGGUCCCACCGCAUCCCCUGCUUUUGGGAAAAUGUGUGGGACUUUAUCCAGACUGAGAGCACUGGGCGGCGCGCGGCGACUCUGCACGAGGGAGUUUGACUUUUGUGCGGAUAACGAAGCGGUGGGCUCCCUCAGCGCGUAUGAUCAGCACAUCCAGUUCGUAGGGCGCACUCGCGGAAAUCUCGAUCUCAAUCCGGGGCCGCGGCUAGUGUGAGAUAAGAGGGAGCAGAGCAAAUGCAAAAUUCGGAACGGGUUCGAUCAGAACGUCAUCGGCC